Messenger RNA from Monosiga brevicollis MX1, 5805 nucleotides. RefSeq lists its product as uncharacterized. Gene Ontology annotation, cellular component: plasma membrane. Gene Ontology annotation, biological process: Ras protein signal transduction; positive regulation of GTPase activity. Lineage: Eukaryota; Choanoflagellata; Craspedida; Salpingoecidae. The record is from RefSeq and is a predicted model, not a curated record. Gene Ontology annotation, molecular function: guanyl-nucleotide exchange factor activity. Bases 1 to 5805 code for a protein of 1934 amino acids. The transcript is spliced from 16 exons.
AUGCUGUGCCCUUGUCGGCCUCGCUAUGCGAGCGAGGGCCGCGUGUAUCGUGUGAAGCAACGCCGUGGUUUCCACGGGGCUGAGAAAGAAGAGGGGCUGAGCACCUCUCCUAGAAGGGCCAGCAAGCGCUCAGACUAUUCGCAGACCCGCAAUGCACAUGACGGGCAGAGUUCCCAGCUUUUGAAUGCCCCAGACACAACAAAUUCAUCCCAGUUUGCCAAGGACACACACAAGUUGCCAACUUACCAAGGCGCAGCGGUUCUACCAGGCAAGAGAGGCUGGCCCGGGGGAGCAGCAAGGGAAAAGAAUAAAAUGAAACCGCCGAUCAGCGCUCGUUCGCUCGCGCGACACCCCGACAGCUUUAUGAGAUUCUCUCUCUCUCUCUCUCUCUCUCUCUCUCUCUCUCUCUCUCUCUCUCUCUCUCUCUCUCGCACUCUCUGCCACUGCUGCCUGCUGCCUACCUUUCUGCUGGUGCUGGUGCUGGUGGUGGCGGAGCGACGCUUUGACAGUCUGAUUGUGGCUUUUCGGGUUUUGGAUCGAUUGAGGCACACACACACACACACACACACGCACUUGUGCCUUUGCCUCUCAGAUCAGCCCGCACAGCUCAAGAACCUUGAUGCUGCUGCGCAUCCCCAGAGCUCGGCCUCCUCCGUGGCCAGCAGUACUGGCUCGCUGGGCCCUGACGCGAGCUCCUCGCCCUACGAGCAACGCGAAUUCAUCCCAGACAAAGCCGCCUUCGAGCAUCAGGGUUUGCUCUAUAAGAAGGUGUUGAAAAAGGCCUGGAAAGAGCGUUACGUCGUACUGCAGGCGGGUGUGCUUUACGAGUUUGAGGUGGAUGAAGAUAGCCAACCAUUGUUUGAUGCAGUCGUCAAUCAGACCCCCAUCAAGGGCAAUGAACUGCUGUGUAACGAGUCGAAGAACAAGUUUGUUCUCGAACAUCACGCCGGCGGUCGCAAGUAUACGGCGGCAUUCCGUGCCAAGUCUGAGCACGCUCUCAAUGAGUGGCUGCGCCUCCUGAAAGAUCAGACCUCCGACGAAACGCACGGCCACGUGCACUAUUACAAGCCCAGUACCCGCAAAAAGCUUCAAUCACUCAUCAAGCGCACGCGCGACUCGAGCGCCACCCCUCGCGAGGUGUGUCACGCCUCCACGCUGCGCAUCACCUUUCUGCCUUCCUCACCGCCUGGCCCAAUACCCAAAUCACAGAGCAUACCAGAAACUAUCGAGGAGCACUUGGGCCAACUCUAUCAGCAUGACUUUCAGGAUACUUUUGCCCUGCUCAUCGCGGCCCUCAGCGAUCUCUGCAGGCGACUUGAGGUCAAGGAGCGAGCCUUGCCGGCAGUGACGCGCGUGCUCGGCACGUUGCAAGGGCUCUUGCAGCUAAUUGGAUACACGGUGGAUGAACACCACGACGCAGAUCGACAGUCGCUGAUUGACGAGCUACGGCCACCCCAACAAUCGCUUUGUGGAAUAGUGGCUGACAUUGCAGACCUCGUUUGCCGCUUGCAGCCGCUGGCGCAGCGUGAGCCCAUGUACUUUACGGCCCCUACCCCGGAUUUGAUUGCUGACCUCACGAGCAAAACCAACAAGGUGCUGCUUUGUCUUGAAUCCAUCAGCGCCCUGCUUUUCGAUCAAGACACCCAUACACCCCUUCGGUUGCCCACUCAAACCAGUGCCUCAGACACUGGCGUCAACGCCCGGGGACUUCUUCGAAAAGGUUUGGCAGCCUUGCCGACACGGGCAGGAUCGGCCAUGGAACUUGUCGUGCGCUCGCGUUCGUCAUCUCCUCGUACCACACAGCCAGAGCUGGGGUCAAUCCCCUCCACCCCUCCGAUUCAGCCCGUGCCCAUGACUGGGGACGGGGCCGCACCUGGCUCUCCACCGCAUCCCAACCCCAAUGCCGCCGCAUCUCCAGUUUCCUCCAUUGGCUCGAUGCCUACGGGCACACCACAGCCGACCACUCCGCGAUCAGGACUCACGAGCCGAGCGGCGGUUGUAGCUGACCCCGUCAAGGUGGAGCGCCUUGUACGCUGCUACGGCCUCGAGGCAGAGCGCGCGCAAGCCCUACUCUGUGCCAACUGCAACGAUCUGCUACAAGCCCUCAACGAGGCACUGGGGUCGCAGCGCACCAACUUGGAGACUGAAAUGCCGCCGCUGCGCCCUUUUGUCGUGCGCUCCAAGUCAGCCUCAUUGUUGCACAUUGGCAGUGGUCGUGGCAGCGAAGAUGGCUUUGGUGGCUCCACCCGGCGCGCCCGCACACGUCACAGCACACGAAGUCACCAUCACCACGCACACGGCAAUAAAAACAGCCCGUUUGGGUCGGGGGUGGCAUCGCCGGCUGGGACAUCAGUUUCUUCCACGGCCCCCGGCAGUGUCUCUGCUCCCAAUGCUAGUGGUCAGAUCGAAGAUGACCGGCGCACUUCAUUUAGUUCGCUGGAUCACUUUAUCGCUCAGCGCUCCAGUUUGGGCCAGAUCGGCAGCGAGCCACACGCGGCCGCACGCUCUGAACCGAAUAGCUUGCGCGCGUCAGCCGGGGAACUACACGCACUCAACGGCGUUAGCCGUGAAAACGCGAGCAUCGAAAGUCACUCUGGUGACCCGUUUAGUGGGCGUCCUUCGCCCAUGCCAAGUACGAUUCCGCCAACGAGCGGAGAUCUUGUGUCGGACUCAAACAGAGUGCUGUCACCUAGCAUACCCUCGGAUGCCUCGGGCUCGGUUCGUCGUCGCAACAGCAUCAAGCGGCCCAACCGCGUGACGGCCGUGAUGGAGGUGAACGACGGCGUUACGGCCGUUGAUCGAUCGCCCGAGCGCAUGCAUCAGUUCUCCCACGAGGAGAUGGGGGCGGGAUCCGGUUGGGAGUGGGACGGUGCCUGGUCCCCCACGCACAGCCAAAAUGGGGCCCGUACUGCCCGAGACCAGCCACUCGAGUAUGCGGAUCCCGGGCGUACUGGUGCGCGUCACGGCCUGAAGCUGCGAACUGGCACCAUGACAUCGGACGAGGAAGAGGACGAGGACGCGCAGGCCAAUCAGCCAACAGACCCCGAGAGCCUGGCAACAUUGCGUAGGGGCAGCUCGGUCGAACACCCGUCCCGUUAUCGACGGGGGAGCACUGACGAUGACUCGGAUGACGACGACGAAGAUGACGAUGAUGACGACAGCUAUGGCAGUCGAGGCCACUCAGCACCUGGAUCAGGCUUGGACCAUGACACGGCUGCGGCACUGGAGGCCGCUGAUGUGGGCGAUUUGAUGACUCGGCGUCCUGCACGGCCACGGCGCAGCGACUUUGGCCUGGGUUCCGGCAAGGCUGGCAACGAGGGGGAACGGAGCAACAUAUCUCGCCGCCGCAUGUCUAUUUUAGGCAUCCGUGCCGAAGAUCAGGAGCGUAUGGAGCGCGCCCGGCGCCUCCGCCACUCCACCUUCAGCAGCUCCACGGCUCACGAACAGCAUUUUGCUCGUGAGGCACACCGGCACCCGGCCUUUCGCCUCUCAGCCAAGAACCCCUUUGCCAACUUUCAUGAUCCGGUCGCAAGCCUCGAUGCAUCGGCCAUGGCCUCGGCUCAGGCUCUCAUGACGGAUGAUGACGAUGAUGACAACUCGACAGUCGGUGACAUCUCUUACAUCAGCACUUCCUUCGAGUCAGAUGCCGGACCAACGUCCGAGCGGGAACACGCCCCCCCAAGCUCUACAGGCCACUUGUCAGUGAUACCCACAGAACUGCCGCGGACCCUGUCUUCUACCAAUCCCUUUGCUAGCUUUCUCUCGACAAGAGCAGGGGUCGACGGGUCCAGUGCCCCGACUAGCACAACCCCGAGUGGUCGCGCGAGUCGCCUUGCCCAUGCCAAUACCAGCGGAUCAGCAGAGAGCACAACGGGCAGCAAUCCAUUUCCAGCAAAGCCGUCUACUGAAGCCCAAAGCUCGAGCCAAGCGGCCGCAAGUGCCGCUGAGCGACUGGAGGUUCCCGCAACGACAGCACCCAUUGAUGUUCCGCCCGUCAUCCCCCCACGCAUACCCACAGGGGGUCGAGCGUCACCUGCUGUGGGCUCACCGGCCCUUCCUCCACGUGGCCCGCUUCGGGACAUGGCUGCUUCAGCGUCGCGGACCGACGGAUCCGCCUCAUCGCUUGUGGCAUCACUGAUCACGGGCCAUGGCGACGACGGUCGCGGGCGCUCCAAAACGAUGCAAUCUUCUCCCUCACAAGGUCCGGUCGCCUUAACGACCAAGCCCCGCUCUUACAGCGACCGUCAAGCGGAUAUGAUGCGCCCACGAGCGCAGGUGAUAAGUGGUGAGGGCAAUGGCCAUGGCUCACCCCACCGCCCUUCGCUGACCAAGGGCCACCCGGUCGUCAUGCAGCUUACAGAUGCCGACCAUACCGAGGCGACGUCCACGGACGAUGUCGGGCCAACAGCCGCACCGCUGCCUCGCACGAGCCUCGGCGGUGACACUGGUGAUGCAGGUCAAAUUGUGUACGUGGCCGAGGCCGGGGAUGAGAUUGACGAUGUCACUGGAGCAGUCUGUUAUCGAUACGCGUUAGAAGACCACCACGAAAUUUUGCGAGUCAAGCUUGCAACGGUCAAACAGCUGAUGCAUUUUUUAGUGGCUGUUUCGAACGCGGACCCGGACUACUUACCGGCCUUUGACCUGAGCUUUGGCAUCUUCACCGACGCCGAUCAGGUGAUGCGGUUUUUGACCGACUGUCAUCUGAAGUCUUACGAAGGCAUUGUGGCUGGUGCCAACCUGAGCGAAGCUGCUUUUGAACACUCUCGCUGCUCAGAUGCCCUUGCGCGUUUGCUGCCGCGCCUCUUGCGGGACCUCAACAUGUCUCUUUUGCAGCGGGUUGCAGAUGCCAUCACCCGCUUGCUACGCCUGGGUGACGUCCACUUUAUCGAGCUGGCUGUUGAGGUUUUGCAGGCGCUAUCCCUGGCGCUGGAGGAGCGGGCCAAGCUGGAAGAGCAGCGGCGUGCCGCGGCCAGCCCUCGACGGGCCAUUGUGAUUCCCGAUCGCCCGCAGGAGCAGCAGGUUUUCACGCGCUUCGAGUCCAUUACAGAUGUUCCUGAUUUCGAUGUGGCACGCGAGUUGUGCCUGCGGGAUGCGGAAUUGUUGGCUGCUAUCACACCUGAAGAGCUCAUCAGUUGGCGUCACGAAUCAAAGCGUGCAGACUGCAGCAAUAUCAUUGCUGUGACAAACCACUUUAACAGCGUGAGCCGGUGGGCCGCAACGCUCCUCUGUCGCACCGAGCGCUUGCGGCGUCGGGCCAAAGUACUAGCCAAACUGGUGGACGUGAUGCGCGCACUGCGCAAGCUGCACAACUUCAAUGCCCUCUUGGCCAUUUUGUCAGGGAUUGACAAUGCGGCCGUGCACCGCCUCAAGCAUACCUUUGACCAUGCCGGCUCCAAGGUGGCAAGCCGCUUGCGCAAGUUGAAGCUUCUGAUGUCCCGCGACCGCAACUUUGCCGUGUAUCGGAGCGCGUGUGCCCAGGCCAGCCUGCCUGCGAUCCCAUACCUGGGCCUGUACCUGUCGGACAUUACGUUUGUGCACAAUGGCAAUCCAGACUUUUUUGAUGACUGCGAGGGCAUCGCUUUCCCGACGGCUCCCGUGUCGCGCAUCGUCAACUUUGCUAAGAUGCAACACUUUCAUUCGAUUUGCAGUGCUGUCCAGCAUUUUCAAAGUGAAAAGUAUGAUUACAAAUCGCGACCGGAGGUUUAUUCCCUGUUUAAAGACUUUGAACACCUGGACGAUGAGGCCCUGUACCAGUUAUCACUGCAAGUGGAGCCUCGUGGCGUCAAGGCGGAGGAUUUGCAAUAA